This is a messenger RNA of Helicoverpa armigera (cotton bollworm), 1133 nucleotides long. RefSeq lists its product as uncharacterized. The transcript has 2 exons. The record is from RefSeq and is a predicted model, not a curated record. Lineage: Eukaryota; Metazoa; Arthropoda; Insecta; Lepidoptera; Noctuidae. The coding region runs from base 1 to 996 and encodes 331 amino acids.
AUGCUUCUUUUAGUUUGCUUGUAUACACCCAAACUCUACAAGCGGUACGUAGAUGAUACUUUCACAAUACUACCAUCUGACAAAGUCACAGCAUUUUUAAAUCAUCUUAACUCCAUAAACCCCAAAAUUCAAUUCACUAUGGAGUCAGAGGCAAACAACUCCUUAGCUUUCUUAGAUGUUUUGGUUAUCCGUAACCCUAAUAACACCUUGAGUCACACUGUGUAUCGGAAGAAAACCCAUACAGACAAAUACCUUCAUGGUGAGUCCCACCACCACCCAACACAGUUAUCUACCGUUGGUAAAUCAUUGUUUCAGAGAGCACGUGGGAUCUGCGAUGAACAACACCUGGGUGCUGAGCUUCAACAUGUUAAGCAAGUACUGCACGACAACAAGCUCCGAGUACCACGCCCUCGUCGCAGAACCCGCGUGAAACCAGCCACAGUUGAGCGUCUACCUGCUGUUCUUCCAUACAUAAGAGGAGUCACAGACAAGAUUGGCUACAUCUUGAAGCGAGCUUCAAUCAAAACCUACUUCAAGCCGCUGAAGAAGAUUAGUCAAUUCUUACCACCUGUCAAGUGUCACAUACCUCUACAAGAUGCGGGUGUAUACAAGCUUGAAUGUGAUUGUGGUCUCUCUUACAUAGGCCAAACUAAAAGAAGCAUAGGGACCCGCGUAAAAGAACACAUCGCCGAUGUCAAACACCGCCGUUCCAGACAGUCAGCAGUUUGUGAACACACACUAGACAAGGCCCAGCAUUACAUCAGAUUUGAUAAACCACAAGUCCUUGCAAAAGAAAACCGAUUCCUACCUAGGAUGAUUCGCGAGGCUAUUGAAAUUAAAAAACAUCCAAAUUUCAAUAGAGAAGAUGGCUGGGUCAUACCACCUGCUUGGAAUCCCAUCAUAGAAACUAUUAAAUCAAAAUCCAAGCCUACAACUGCUCGACCUAAGGAUACAGUUAGCUCGUUUUGCGUGAAUCGGAUUGUCAAUAAUAAUUAACAAAAUGUAGGGUAGCUGUUUGUAACUAAUAUAUCAAGACGACCAACACCUUAGUCUGCCCGUGACCAUGGAUGCUGUAAAGGAUCCGAAACGUCGGGAUUAAAUAAUAUAAUAUAACCGCGAUAAAAUCCGUAAAA